AUUUGGAACAGAAGGAAAUCAUAGCAAUACCAAAAGGAAAGGACAAGAAUAAUGACUGAAUCUAUUAGUCUUCCUAACGGCAGAACUGAUGGCUUGCUUCGUCUUUCCAGCGCUCUUGGCAGUGACAACCAGCACAACGAAAACGCAGACUUGAUUGUAUGGCUGGAUACCGCGACCGUCGACGACCUUCGUUUGGCUUAUCCCGUGCUACUGAAUUGGUGCCGGAACUCCUUUGUGAAAUCGGCUAAAUCCAAACACGGCAAGACCGGCAGAACACAGUCCCUGACAGAAGCCACGAGUGCCGCCGACGCACCCGAGGACAAUGACAAUUCGAGCACUGUUCUUCUUUCUACCAUUACAACGACAGAGGAAGUCGCCGAAAGGAUUAUCAAAGUCUUGGAAGACGCAAUUCAACGCGAUGCAGGUGAUUCUGUAUUUCUGAGCAGCGAAGAUGCAAACGAGAAAAAAAAACAAGAAGUCGCGGCAAGAUAUGCUUCCAUAUCCGCCCUCCGAAUGUCCCUGGCGGGAUACCUCCACACCAACCACGCGAAGAUGCGGGGCCUUCCCGUCGUUUCAAGUCUGGAAGAGCGGAUCAAAGGCCGGUUAGGAUUCGAUCGGCCCGCCAUAAACACACUGAACAUGGUCAACGCGGCCUCGGUGGACCACUCUCUGUCGAUGUCGCAGUACAUAAAACCAGAGGACGAGAAGGCCGAUAAGGGCUGGGGGAUUCCCCGUAUCCAUCUUGAUCUCGGCCUUGGUUUGCAAGAGAGUUCGCCCGCAGACGUUUGCAAGCAGUUCAUCAGCGACAAUAAGCCGUUGCUGCACCCCUUUACGGGCGAAAAAGUCGGUCGCAUGCAAGUGAAAAAGGUCUUUCCUUCGAAGCGAAAACCAGUCUGGAUAGAGUAUUUUGCACCGCCGUCGUCGCCUUCCGAUGGUUCGGAAGAAGGAUCUAUCGAGGAACCGCUAAAGCCAGAUGUUCUCGCCAAGCAGGGUGAUGACCUUCGCAACGAUUUUUCCGUAACAUGUGUCUCGAGGCUCUGCGAAGAUAUCUGGGCAGCGGCUUCCGUUGAUUGGAAGCUGGGCCACCCACCCACGGUCUGCGCCUACGAUGUCCUUGUCACCGCUCCCGAUGCGGGAUACCUGGAAAUGGUGCCGGGAAAGAAUUUUUUGGACCUGAGCCAAAAAGUUGCAGGAGUGGAACCAAAUCCGGAUGAUUCUUCCACCACCAAAAGCAGCUUUAGUUUUGAGCUGAGCAAACCAUUUUGCAUGGAUCGCAAAACCGGAUGGGACGAUGUCGAUGUAAAAAAGUUGGCCCCUAGCUUGGUGGGGUCGUACAUUGUGAACUUUGUGCUCGGCGUACGGGAUCGGCAUGAGGACAACAUGAUGGUCGUGGGUGAUCUGAGUGAGGAUCCAAGAAUGAUGCAGAUUGACUUUGGAUACAUACUAAUGGAAUUCCCCGGAGGCGUCCAUUUCGAUAUGCCCCGCCUGACCAUGCCGAUUGCGCUGGUAGAUCGCUUCAACACCGAACCUGGCAGCGACGAGGGCCACACACUGAUGGAGGAUCUCCAGCAUGACAUGCUUACCGCAUACCUGAUUCUGCGCAGGAAUUCCAGCCAGUUCAUACCCUUUUGCGCCCACCUCAUGUCGUCUUCCUAUGAAUACAAGCACGUAGAAGCGGUCCUGAGGGGCAAACACGUCUUUCGGACAAAUAUGGACGAAACGAAAGUCAUCAAGUGGAUGACGCAAAAGCUGUUGACUCAGUGGGCCCACUUUUAUUUCCGACGGGAGAUCAAGCAGGGCAUGGUCAGCGGAUACUACAAAUUUGUCGAAACAAUGACCUUUGAAAACAAGGGAACGGAUAGCAACGAGAAGCAUACCAUCAGGAAAAGACUCACAAGUUUUUUCGCGCAGAGAUCGAGCCACGAGGCAGCAGCUCGAAGCGGAAGCGAUCACGAAGACGUUGAUGAUUCCAUUGACGUUGACGAUGACGAUGAUAGCUACCAUGUGCUUGACGAUGGCAAUAAUGGUUCUAGGGAUGUUAGCAACCGCUCGAUUCAGGAUUUCGGUGUCGAUCUCCAGGAUUGUGUGAAGGAAGCAAUGCUACAGCAGAAGGAAGUGCGCAGCUUCAUGAUAUCGCAGAAGGAGGAGCACGGCACCCUCAUCGACUUGGAUGAUGAUGAAGAUGCGAAAAAGUCAUCGACAUGAGUUAUGCUGUAUCGCAUCAAGUUUUCUUUUGGCUUUGUAAACUGAAAAUUUACGGGCUAAGUGCUACAGGUUGUUUCAGUGUGGCACAAAAUGCACAAAAAUGAAAUGUGACAAAAUAU
Messenger RNA from Pseudo-nitzschia multistriata, 2324 nucleotides. Lineage: Eukaryota; Bacillariophyta; Bacillariophyceae; Bacillariales; Bacillariaceae. The record is from the annotation of a GenBank genome assembly.